Molecule: messenger RNA, 1353 nt
Organism: Morus notabilis
Lineage: Eukaryota; Viridiplantae; Streptophyta; Magnoliopsida; Rosales; Moraceae
Exons: 2
Coding region: 1-1353 (450 amino acids)
Biological process (GO): DNA integration
Molecular function (GO): RNA-DNA hybrid ribonuclease activity; nucleic acid binding
Source: RefSeq, a predicted model, not a curated record
AUGGCAAUCAAGGGCCAAGCGUUGGCAGACUUCCUGGCUGAGUUCUCCCAUCGACGAACGACAGACACCGACGAAGAAGUUAAUGAAAUAAGGUGGAAGCUUUACGUGGACGGAGCGUCGAACGAAACCGGAUCAGGAGCCGACGUCAUGCUAAUAAGCCCAGAUGGCCACAAAAUCACCUCGGCGGUACGAUUCAUAUUCAAAGCGUCGAACAAUGAAGCGGAAUAUGAGGCGCUGAUCGCAGGAGUACAGUUAACAAAUCAUCUAAAAAUUGAGAAACUUAAAAUUUUUAGUGACUCACAAUUAGUGGUCGGGCAGGUGACGGAGGAGUAUCAGGCGCGAGGAGAAAAAAUGGGGGCCUAUCUAAGGAAGUUAAAGGAAGAGCUCACCAAAUUCAAAAGCUAUGAGAUACGACAAGUGCCGAGAGCCGAGAAUACAAAUACCGACGCCCUAGCUAAGCUAGCAUCAUCAAAGGAUUCGGACCUGCUAGGGGUCAUCCCCAUAAAAGAAUUGGAACGGCCGACCAUUGACGAGGCAGCAGAAGUCCUGACUAUCCAGACAACCGAAGAUUGGAUGACACCCCUCAUCCGGUACCUGAUGGAUGCAGAGCUGCCCAGUGACAGAGACGAAGCCAGAAGGAUCAAGUAUAGAGCUGCCAGAUACCUAUUGUAUGACGGUCUGCUAUACAGACGAGGCUUCUCAAUGCCCCUGCAGCGGUGCCUAAAUGAUCAUGAGGCGCAGGAAGUCCUCAGGGAGAUCUAUGAAGGAGUGUGUGGUAACCAUACUAGGGGACAAUCUCUAGCUCUUAAGGUUUUAAGGCAGGGGUUUGCCAUCGUCGCUGUGGACUACUACACCAAAUGGGCCGAGGCGAAAGCUCUCACUACAACCACCAAGGCAGCCUGCACCAACUUCAUAUGGAAUAAUAUUGUAUGCAAGUUCAGAGUUCCACACUCAAUCGUGUCCGAUAAUGGGAAGCAGUUCGACAACGCCUCAACGCGCAAGUUUUGUGAUGAUUUUGGCAUACGAAAGGAUUUCUCAGUCCCGAUACACCCGCAGUCCAAUGGCCAAGUGGAGGCCAUCAACAAGAUCCUAAAGUACACCCUGAAGAAGAAGCUCGAUGACUUAAAAGGAAAAUGGGCGGAAGAGCUUCCCAAAGUCUUGUGGGCAUACAGAACGACGAGUCAAACUACCACGGGUGAAACACCCUUCUCUAUGGCAUACGGGAUCGAUGUUGUUCUCCCUGUGAAGAUUGAGACGCCGACUCUAAGAACGGUCGUGUAUAACGCCGACUUAAAUAUCGAGGCCAUGGACGGAGAGCUCGACCUACUGAAAGAAAAAAGGCUCGACUCCUAA